AUGGCCAAAGUUUUAACAGAAUCACAAUUCCAAUCCCAGAUCGUUUCCAAGUAUGUCGAUGUUAUCGGUGAAAAAUUAGGUGGAAAAGUUCACUCAUUCUCAGACGAAUGGUUUGCUCAAGCUGGGAACUUGAUAAAACCAAAGGCACCAAUUAGAGAUGCCACGAGAUUUACCUACGCGGGCGCAUGGUAUGAUGGAUGGGAAACAAGAAGACAUAAUGAACAAGAGGCAGAUUGGGUCAUUUUCAAAUUUGGUGUUAGUUCAGCAAACUUGAUAGGGUGUGAGGUAGACACCACGUUUUUCAAUGGUAAUCAUGCACCAGCAAUUUCCGUUGAGGCGGUUCAGAUCUUUGAUGAUGGAGAGUUGGCCAAACUUGAUGAAAAGGAUUGGGAACCUGUCAUACCCAAAACCGAAUGUGGCCCCAGUCAAAAGCACUUUUUUGCUAGAGACAAACUUACUGCAAAGAACUACACUCAUGCCAGAUUAAGAAUGUAUCCAGAUGGAGGCAUUGCCAGAUUUAGGUUGUACGGACAUGUUGUGCCAGUCACCAAAAACACUGCCGAAGUGAUUGAUUUUGCAUCAGUGAAGAACGGAGGUGUUGCAAUUAAAGUUAGCGAUCAACACUUUGGUACUGCUGACAACUUGUUGUUGCCUGGAAGAGGACAUGACAUGAGUGAUGGUUGGGAGACAAAGAGGUCCAGAGAACCGGGCCACACUGAUUGGGUCGUGAUAAGAUUAGGAGCUCCUGCUCAAUUGCAAAAGGUUGUCAUCGACACUGCUCACUUUAGAGGCAAUUUCCCACAAAAGGUCAAUGUGAAGGGAGCUGAGGUCAAGGAUGAAAAUGACAUUGAUAGUGCUGAUUGGGUCACUAUUAUACCAGACUCCAAAACCAGUGCAGACAAAGAGCAUGAAUUCGACGUCAAAAACAACGAUACCUUUUCACAUAUAAAGGUGACAAUUAUUCCUGAUGGUGGAGUAAAGAGAAUUAGAGCAUUUGGUGUGAAAGCCUGA
Molecule: messenger RNA, 1011 nt
Organism: Lodderomyces parapsilosis
Lineage: Eukaryota; Fungi; Ascomycota; Pichiomycetes; Serinales; Debaryomycetaceae
Product: allantoicase
Exons: 1
Coding region: 1-1011 (336 amino acids)
Biological process (GO): allantoin catabolic process
Molecular function (GO): allantoicase activity
Source: RefSeq, a predicted model, not a curated record